GUUUCUCCGCAUUGCUCAUGUGUUGCGUGGACCGACCAACUUGCUUAUUUGGCAAAAAACCCUGUAAUUUAUAAAUCAAACAGCAAACAAAGGAACCAUGGUUCUAGACCUAGACUUAUUCCGUGCCGACAAAGACGGAAAUCCGGAUAAAAUUCGUGAGAACCAAAAGAAACGUUACAAAGAUGUUGCGCUGGUCGACACCGUCGUGGAACAGGACCUCCUUUGGAGGCGAUUGCGCCACGACGCAGACAACUUGAACAAGCUGAAGAAUGUCUGCAGCAAAGAGAUAGGUCUGAAGAUGAAGGCCAAGGAGCCGGCCGGCGCGGAGGACGAGCCAGUUCCUCAGGAAGUGGCCGAUAACCUGAUCACCCUUACCGGCGAGCAGUUGAAGCCGCUUACCGUGAACCAGAUCAAAAAGGUCCGCCUAUUAAUAGACGAAGCCAUCACAAAGAACGAGCAGGGUCUGCAGACAGCAGAGAAGGCUCGUUCAUCAGCCCUGAGAGAAGUGGGCAACCACCUCCAUGAGUCGGUGCCAGUCGAUGAUGAUGAAGACCACAAUGCAGUUGAGAGGACCCACGGAGACUGCACUGUGAGGAAUAAGUACUCUCAUGUGGAUCUCAUUUGUAUGAUUGAUGGCAUGGACGGCGACCGCGGCGCGGCGGUGGCGGGCGGGCGCGGGUACUACCUGAAGGGCGCGGCCGUGUUCCUGGAGCAGGCGCUGGUGCAGCUCUCCCUGCGCAUGCUGCUCAACAAGGGCUACACGCCGCUGUACACGCCCUUCUUUAUGAGGAAAGAUGUGAUGCAAGAAGUAGCCCAACUGGCCCAAUUCGACGAGGAACUCUACAAAGUGGUGGGCAAGGGCUCGGAGGAGAAGGGCGACGCGGCCGUGGACGAGAAGUACCUGAUCGCCACGUCGGAGCAGCCCAUCGCCGCCUACCACCGCGACGAGUGGCUGCCCGAGGCCACGCUGCCGAUUAAAUACGCGGGUCUGUCGACGUGCUUCCGCCAGGAGGUGGGGUCGCACGGGCGCGACACGCGAGGCAUCUUCAGGGUGCACCAGUUUGAGAAGGUCGAGCAGUUCGUGCUGACGUCUCCGCACGACAACGCGUCGUGGAAUAUGAUGGAGGAGAUGAUCAACAACGCGGAGGAGUUCUACAAGGUGCUCGGGAUUCCCUACAGGGUAGUGAACAUAGUAUCCGGAGCCCUCAACCACGCGGCGGCCAAGAAGCUGGACCUGGAGGCGUGGUUCCCCGGCUCCGGCGCGUUCCGCGAGCUGGUGUCGUGCAGCAACUGCCUCGAGUACCAGGCGCGCCGGCUGCUCGUCAGAUACGGUCAGACGAAGAAGAUGAACGCGGCGACGGAGUACGUGCACAUGCUGAACGCGACCAUGUGCGCCACCACGCGCGUCAUCUGCGCCAUCCUCGAGGUGCACCAGACUGAGGAGGGGAUCAAGAUUCCCGAAAUUCUGAAGCAAUGGAUGCCGGAGCAGUACCAGGAGCUGAUCCCGUUCGUGAAGCCAGCGCCCAUCGACGUGGAGGCCGCCGCCGCCGGCAAGAAGGGCAAGAAACAGAAGGAAGACAAGAAAUGAACAUUUCAAACAUAACUAUACUGCAGUUAUAAAGGCAUUUAAUUUAUUUUCACGCAAAGCUUUUAUAUUUUAUAUGUUAAAAUAAAGAAAUGGCCAGCCUA
Messenger RNA from Plutella xylostella (diamondback moth), 1689 nucleotides. RefSeq names its product Seryl-tRNA synthetase (gene SerRS). Lineage: Eukaryota; Metazoa; Arthropoda; Insecta; Lepidoptera; Plutellidae. Gene Ontology annotation, biological process: seryl-tRNA aminoacylation. The record is from RefSeq and is a predicted model, not a curated record. Gene Ontology annotation, molecular function: ATP binding; serine-tRNA ligase activity.